AUGCCGAAGGAAUUCACCGGUUGGGAUAACAACUCCACCAACGCCCGCCCGGGCUUCUCCCGUGCGGUCGGCAGGAGCCUCGUGCCCGGCCGCUCCGGCUCCGACUACCCCAAGUACACAUUCGAGGGCGCCGUCGAGAUUACGUCGCAGCGCAACACUCGCGGCACCCUGCAGUACUGGGAAGGCGUCAAGGCUGGUACCGAAGACCCAGAGGCGAAUUUCCGGAUUGCGAAGGAGACCCGCGCGAGGCAGCGCUCCUCCGCCGUCGGAGCCGCGCUCAAGUUCCCCCCCGAGAUCCUCGGCGACGUUUACGGCGAUCCCGUCGAGGCAAAGAAGCGCGCGCAGCUCCAGCGCGCGCUCUCUCACGACCAACGCGCGGCCCUCCAGAAGGAGCUCCUGGACGGCUGGGCGCAGGUGGCUGGCGACGACAAAGCGAUGAAGUCAGCCUUUUCGGCGAUGAAGGAACCCUCCGAAGCCGCCCCGCCGGCUCCCGACACCCCGGUCAAGGUGGACCUGGUCGUCACCGAGUCACCGACCAAGGACGAACCCGCCAACGCCCCGCCCCCCUCCGCGUUCAAGCGUUCCAUGCCCACCGUGCCUUACUCGCAGUGCUACACCGACGUGGUGUCCUACGGAGGGGUGAAGAACGAGGCGUUCACCUCCAUCAGCGCGUGA
This is a messenger RNA of Micromonas commoda, 675 nucleotides long. RefSeq lists its product with no specific name. The record is from RefSeq and is a predicted model, not a curated record. The transcript has 2 exons. Bases 1 to 675 code for a protein of 224 amino acids. NCBI's taxonomy places the organism in Eukaryota, Viridiplantae, Chlorophyta, Mamiellophyceae, Mamiellales, Mamiellaceae.